Messenger RNA from Drosophila obscura, 779 nucleotides. RefSeq names its product adenine phosphoribosyltransferase (gene Aprt). The record is from RefSeq and is a predicted model, not a curated record. Gene Ontology annotation, molecular function: AMP binding; adenine phosphoribosyltransferase activity; adenine binding. The transcript has 3 exons. Gene Ontology annotation, cellular component: cytoplasm. Lineage: Eukaryota; Metazoa; Arthropoda; Insecta; Diptera; Drosophilidae. The coding region runs from base 93 to 638 and encodes 181 amino acids. Gene Ontology annotation, biological process: adenine salvage; AMP salvage.
CAGCUGACUCGCCUAUCGCCAUCGCACGUUUAAAUAAAAAAUUAAAUACAAACUAAAACUUGCCCUUUUUAACAGAUAACACGCAAAGAAACAUGACUCAAAUCAGUGCGGAAGACAAACUCGACUACGUGAAGUCCAAGAUUGGCGAAUAUCCCAACUUUCCCAAAGAGGGGAUACUAUUUCGCGACAUAUUCGGCGCCCUGACUGAUCCCAAGGCCUGUGUCUACCUGAGGGAUUUGCUGGUUCAGUACAUAAGGCAGAACCAGCCGGAAGUGGAGGUCAUCGUGGGACUGGACUCGCGGGGUUUCCUCUUUAAUCUGCUCCUGGCCACCGAACUGGGCGUGGGCUGUGCGCCCAUACGCAAAAAGGGGAAGCUGGCCGGCGAGGUCGUCUCCGUUGAGUAUCAACUGGAAUACGGUAGCGACAGCUUUGAGCUGCAGCGUCAGGCCAUUCAGCCUGGCCAGAAAGUCGUUAUUGUGGAUGAUCUGCUAGCCACAGGUGGUUCCCUGCUGGCCGCCUCCGAGCUGAUCCGAAAAGUGGGUGGCGUUGUCCUAGAGAGCCUGGUGGUGAUGGAACUGGCCGGCCUCGAAGGUCGCAAGAAGCUGGACUGCAAAGUGCAUUCCCUGAUCAAGUACUGAGGGAGGGUUAAUGCUGGCCUUCCAUAACUGCAUUUACUUACCUCAAAGCGGUCGCGUCCCCUUCAAAUGGCAAUAUUUUUAACAACUUUUAACUGUUUAGUGGGUGUGAAAUCUAUAGUAAAAUAUUUUUGUAUCGAAGUG